Molecule: messenger RNA, 2409 nt
Organism: Drosophila novamexicana
Lineage: Eukaryota; Metazoa; Arthropoda; Insecta; Diptera; Drosophilidae
Product: CD81 antigen
Exons: 5
Coding region: 300-1106 (268 amino acids)
Cellular component (GO): membrane
Source: RefSeq, a predicted model, not a curated record
GCCGCUGCUGCUUCGAUGUACAAAUAAAAAUUUAAAUUAUUGCUAAAUGCAACGCGCUUAACGGAAAUAAAACGGAUAUUAAUGAUUUAAGCUGAAAGUGUUUUGAACCGAUUUCGAAAAAUCGGGCGCCAACCGAAUUGUUUUAAAAAGUGUGCAAGUGCAACGAGUAGAGAAAUUGCAUUAAAGGCUGCAAGGGGCGAACGCAGCUUCUCAGUUUCAUACGGCAGGAAGUCAACGGUGGUGAAAAAGCCGUCAAAGUAAACGCAAACUGUGCGAAAAAAUUAAAUUAAAGCCAUAAAAUGGGUCUCAACGGGUGCUGUUCGUGUGUCAAAUAUUUGAUGGUCCUUAUAAACAUCUUAUUUUGGCUCAUCGGCCUGACCAUUGUGAUCACCUCGUUGUGGAUGCUAACGGAUCCCACGUUUAUGCUGUCGAUGACACAAUCGUACAAUCAUUAUCAUAUAGCGCUCUAUGUCUUCCUGGCCAUUGGCAUACUGAUCACCCUGGGCGCAUUCUUUGGCUGCUUGGGCGUAUGUCGCGAGUCCCAGUGUCUGCUUGUCUCGUUCUUCUGUGUCAUACUCAUUGUGAUGGUGGCGCAAAUCGCAGCCGGUGCUUGGGCCUUUCACAACAAAGACAAACUGGAUGACAUUGUGCGUGCGGCGGUCAAAUCAUCUGUCCAGGAGGAGUACGGACAGUCGAGCAUGAGUUCGCGCACCGUCACCUUUGACACGCUGCAAAAGAAUUUGAAGUGCUGCGGCGCAGACGGACCUGGCGAUUGGGCCACGAGUCGUUUUAAUAAUGUGGAUCGCACCAAUAUAGUUGACAUUGCCGUAUCUUCAAUGAAUGUGCUUUACAAUAUACCUGAAUCGUGUUGCAAAGAGGAUAUCAAGGAUAACGAGUGUGAAAAGUGGCGUAUCUUGAAAUUCGGAGGCCCAUUGAACACGUACAUUUAUCAGCAGGGCUGCGUUGAUAAGCUGAUUGAGAUCAUUUAUGAGAAUUGGGUUACCAUAUUUGCCAUUACCGCCGCUGUGAUACUGCUGGAGCUGCUGUCGCUGACCUUUGCCCUGAGCCUGUGCUGUGCGGUGAGGAAUCAGCACUACAAGGCCUGAGAAUUACAGAAUUCCCAUAGGGAAAUAACGGACGAUGAGAAGUACUAACAAACCAAAUGUAAACUAAAGCAUAAGCGUUACUAAAAACAACAACAAUUGGUGCGAAUCAAAUGCAUUUAGCACUGACAACAAUAGCAACAACAACGGCAACAACAGCUGUAGCGGGCUACAUUUGAAGGCUGUCAGUCCUUGCAAAUACUUUAAAACACUUUUGUAGUACUUUAACAAACAAACAACUGAGCAAUUGUGGAAGAUUUGAAAUCGACAAAGAGUUAAAGAAAUUGAAACGGCGCAGGAGGUAGCAUUGACCUUGAAAGCCAUUUAAUAAAUAUAUACGCAAUUAAAACAAGAAAAAUAAGAAAUUGAAUAAACUUUAUAUGAACUUGAUACGAACAACAACUUUUCUAAAAUAUUUCUACAUAAACAAACCGAAAACAAAUCACAUUUUAUAUUAGCAACAAACAAACACCUAAAUAUUAGAAAAGUCCGACCGUGUAAGGCAAAAAGUUUCAAAAUCAACAAAAUGAAAAAUGUUUUAUGAAUACAUAAAUAUAGUAAGACACUCGUACUAUAUAGAAAUCAUACAUUAGCAAUUUAAGCACAACAGUAAAACUUAUUUGCCAAAAACACGGAAUUAUAAAUGCAAUCAUAGUUUUUCUUUUUUCUCUUUUCAAACUUAAUGUUCGUAAAACACUUUUGAAUCGUACGCAUUAUUUGGUAAGAAUCAAUCUAAUGAGCAUUCCACAAGUGAGAAAUGUUUAAAUGCACACAGUUUAGUUCUGAUUCGGCGUUGCCAUCCAAAGAUCCAAACCCAAAAACUCUUAUCAUUUCUCUUGUGUGAAAUCAUGUGCUAAAGGAAUAAGUAAUUAUUAAAUGAAAUUCGUUGAGCUUCGCGAAAUUAAAUGCCAAAUAUUUUAUCUAUUUACAAAAUUUGUUUUAACCUCGAAUGUUAACUGACAGCGCACUGUUAACUAAUUAACAUUUGUAGCCGAUGUAAGCGCGCUGUAGUUCAAGCACUGUUGAAUAUGCUGUUAAUUAACAGCUCUCUGUACAAUACCCUGCCAUUUAUUAAAUACGCUCGAAACAACAUUUACUCACACACACACACAUAUACACACACACACACACAUUCACGCACACACGAAUACACAUACUAAUAAAUUGUCGAAUCAAAAUAUUAUUUAUUAUGAAUUAAAGUACAAUUAAUAUGUAACUUAAACAAACAUUAAUGAAAGUACAUCAUGAAUUUAUUUUUACUAGCUGUACGAAACGUAAUUUUUAUAUUUUGUAUACUUAUUACACU